Molecule: messenger RNA, 7548 nt
Organism: Angiostrongylus costaricensis
Lineage: Eukaryota; Metazoa; Nematoda; Chromadorea; Rhabditida; Metastrongylidae
Source: the annotation of a GenBank genome assembly
AUGAAAGUUGUAGCAGCAACAUGUGAAACUGUAGCUGAGGCGUUGUGCGAACUACAAAUGACGCCAGUAGGCAAUGCAUCGAAAGUCGUUGACGAUCGUAGGCAAAUUAGCGCGACGCGACGCUUAGGAAUCAGCGAGCGGAAACAUAGCAUAGAGCUAGAAGGAUUACCGCAAAAGGCUGAUAUUGUAGGAAAACACACCUAUUUCCAUGAGGAAAAACAAUCCAGUGAUCACCGUGAGUACGGCAACGAGGAGACCAUGCACACGCUGUCUAUGUCCAGAAUAGAAGGACCUAAAAGUAAGAAAGAACUCAAUGAAGUAACUAGAAAAAUUGCGAAAACGUUGUCAUUAGAACAGAACCUUCAUGCAGCAACUGAAGACAUUGCAGAGAUCGGAUCAAUGAGUGUCGGCUGUCUCAAGGCUACUUCAGACGAGGGAACCAAUUUAGAUCAGCAAAUAACUCAGAGUGAACAGGAACUUGGGACUAACCGCCAGUUUCACUCAAUCCAUAAUCAAGCACUGUCCUCACAGUCCUACAAAGAGUUUGUUUCCGAAGUCCAAGGACUUACGACUCAAUGGGACAUCAUUGAAACUGACCAAACAGCACUUAUAUGUUGGAAGGACGCAGAUCAACAGUCAUCAGAGCUCUACACGAAGGCCGUAGCGGACCUAGAUGUAGGAACGACCUUAGAUCUCACAGUGAGACGACCAGCACGUCAUGGAAAUUUGGAGAUACCAUUGAAUAUACAGGAUUCGGCUGCUCUACAGCUGAGCGUCGAUGAGGCUCGAAAAAGCUUCUCUCUCCAAAGAAGCUCUUCGGUGUCUCAUACCAUGCAUACAGCUGCAGAUGUGGCGACGUUGAAGAAUCGUGGAUUGUUCCAUGAAUUUGGAGACGACGGCGUAACAACUUUCGUAACCCUCGGAAGGCUUCAAGUAAAACAAGUUUCUCAAGAGGAAACUGCCAAGAGUAUGCCAGAUAUGAGGAAUUUUGUCCAAAUUCAUUCUACACUAGCUUCCAAGGAUAUCUCAACUUCAACGGACUGUCUCAUCCAAAAGGAAGAUGCGAAGGAAAACAGAUUGAAAUUGAUCACCGCUGUAAACCAAGAGCAGCUUCAUAAAAGUCUACUUGCAGCAAAAAAUGCAGAAUUGAGCUCAACUUUAAAGCUCCAAAAGGAAAAACGAGAACGAAGAAUCGUCCAGAAAAAACACGAGAUCGAGGAAGUUGAACGCUCCAACCCUACUGCACGUCAGUGGCUCGAACAAUUGAAAUGCAAUGAGUCGGGUGAUAGACGAGUGGAAGUUAUGGUAAAACUUCAAAAGAUUUCAAAACCAUCGGAGGCUGAGAGAAUUGUAGAAAUGGUGAAUGACAGCAAUGUUUUGCUGAACCUAAAAGCAAGCACAUCUGAAGCGGCCACUACCUCGUCUCUUUACUCCAAAUCAGGGCACAAGGAGGAUGCAACAAUCAAGCUCCAGCCUUGUACAAAGGAAAGAGCUGAAAAGAAGCUUUUAGCACAAGAGUGGAACCUCCAGUCAAUAUCAUCUGAGUGGCAAACCAUUUUAAGCGAUUUAGAAGCUGAGAUCACCAAGGCAGAGGCACUAGGUGCACGUUAUGAUUUUAUAACGAAAGGUUCUUCAACGAUAGAUGCAACUAGCGAGCAGCAGAUCUGUAAGGAGCAAACAACAGCUGGUAUAAUGAAAUCCAUUUCCACGGCUAGUAUUGAAAAGGAGCUACGAUCGUUCUCCAUCGAUCACGAGCACCGUGUUCUUCAGAUCGAGAACCUAAGUAAGGACUUUGAAGAAAUAGAACAGCUAGUAGAUGAAAUCAACAGAGAGUCUGGUAUCCGGAGAUCGUUCAGAGAAUAUGGUCGUGCUGAAUGCGACAGCGGAAUCACCCUGAUACGACGAACUUUACCUAAGUCUAAAGAGACUUGUAAUCAUAUCGUGAGCAUUUCCGCUUCAUUACAGCAAGUUUUUGCCACUCAAGCUGCUAGUGAUGAGAGCCGUGAGGCCAUUGUAGCUGUUGUAUCAUCGAUCCCAACAAUGAGUGCAGAAAUAGUGCCAAAGAUUCGUAGAAAAGAAGAAGUGAGACUCUGUACGAGACAUGCAACAGAUAUCACCGCUAGUACAACAGCAGAUUACUACAGUUGUAAUGACAGAAACUCAGAAAUAGUGAUAAAAAGGACGCACUUCAUGAAAGAAAAGAGUAGUGAACGACUUCGAGAAGUUGGGGAUGGAAUGGUAGAAAUCUUAUCAAAGUGGGAAGGUGUCGAGCGAGAUCUUGAAACAGAGGUAUCUUUACCGAAAAAGUUGGACAUAAAGUUUAGUCUUGCCACAUUCGAGACAUCUGAAGAGGUUCAGACUUUGACAAAGGUAAUGAUUCUACCCGACGAGUCACUACAUACCACUGUCAUGCAACGAGUUGUUCCGCUUGUUACUAUAUCUAGACAGUUUUCUAUGGAAGAGCGUAUUGAACAGUCAACAUUUAACAAAAGAGCAAGCGAAAAUUUCAUCACUGAGACUGUGCUUCCCCAAAAACUGUUUAGGAAGGAGUCAUGGAGAUUGAAGGAAUGCGGUGAUGCCAAAUUCUUUGCCGUGAUUAACUUGCACAAAUUUGAUUUGAAAAAACCGACACAAAUACGAGAGAUAUGUCUUCAAGACAAGAUCUGCAUUUCAGCACAACCUCUUUACAUCAAGGCACAUGCAGUGGAGAGCGACGUUGUCUGGAGCAGCCAUAAUAUAUCGAAGACGCCAGAGCAAUACACCGUCGCGAAUAUCAUCGCACCCACAAAGCAUUUUGGAGGCAAUUACUACCUCCAAACAAAAUCACCUACGACAGAGGACAAAAUGGCUGUAAUAACAUUAACACAGAGGGUUCAAAUGGAAGCUAUUCAUCAUAAGCAGAUACAACGAAGUCGGUUAGAAGCCAGUUCAACAAUCAGCGCAGCUACCACUGAAGCCAUCACAGUGGACUUUAGCUAUGAGAAAACAAUGCAAAUGGAAGGCACAAGUACUACCACAGCUUGUGCGAAUGACUUGAUUCCUCACGAAGCUCGUUUCAUAGAGAGUUUGCAAGAAUUCGCAAAUACUUAUUUCAGCUUCGUUAGCAAGGAAGCACGCUGUGUUAUCGAUAAGACGAAAGAAAUUCCUCGAAAACAUGAGGAAAUUUUACUUGCCUGUGAUGUUGCCGAAGAUAUCCGUGUUGAAUCAAACCCGUAUGUGACCAGAGAAGCAGAAUUUGCUGUGGCUUCACUCGUUGUUAGAGACACUAACAAAACUGAACCAGCAUCAGUUAGAACUUCCGCAGCUACCUGUGUGUUGAUAAGCUUCGCCACAUGUUAUGCCAGAGUGGAUGAGAAAGAGAUUUUCACACUAAUUUAUAAGGAUGUGAACCGUGGGUCAAACACAGUGGUUACGGUCAGAGAGUGUCGUGAUGAGAAGCACACCGUCUAUCAACAAUAUGAAAAAGAAUCAAUGAAAGAAAACAUCAUGAAGACAUACGCGAUCCCAUGGUUCGGAGGGAAAUUCCAGCUGAGAACCGAUGCCUCGGAGGAGCACGAGUUCACCGUCACCAGAGAAUUGCAGAAGGUGCGAGAAGUUGUGAUGCAUUGUGAAAGGAGAGUGGUGAUUGCACAUAUCACAUCUCCUCAACAUUUAACUUCAAAGGCUAGCAUUAGUGAGACUAUGACAAUAGACCGAGUAUGGAAACGUGACGAUAUCUAUUACUCUACCUCGAAGCAAGUUGUAGCCAAAAACUCAGAAAGCGCUAAAAUGAGAGUGGAAGAAAGCGUGGAAUUCGUAGAAAAUAUCCAUCCAGUAUUUAACAAAACCAACGACAAAUUUGAUUUAGAUCAAACGAUCUUCAUUGCAAGGCAUGGAGGAAGAUACGCAUUAAAAACAAAGGCAAUCAGUGAACUGUCGAGGACCAUCGAUGUUGAUGCUGUCAAACCAGUUGUCACUGAGUAUGACGCAAACACCACCAUUAUUGUCGCUAACACAAGCGCACCAAUCGAACUGCAUGCAUAUUCGUCGCAAACCGCUCAUUUAGAUAUCAGCAGGGGCCUAAGUCGCCUUUCAGAUAUGGAGGUUGCUCAAAAGAUUUUUGCGGCUCCAAACAGAGGUGUCGCAACAACUUUCGUUGCAAUGGAAUCUGCGGAAAUAUCAGUGAUUUCGACAGCGAACCUUCGACGCAUUGAUGCAUUGCUUCGUGAAGCGAUAUUAGUCAACGAGAAGCGAUACGGAGGAGCCGCAACUCUCUCCACCAAAGCCUCAAGUACUGCCUCUUCUACAAUGGCGGGCACACUACUUUGUCCAAGAUCAACUGAUUUAUCUGCUUCUAAAGUGGUAGUUAUAGGCAACGGCGUGACCCCAGCUAAACUCUCCACGUUGGCAAGCUCGUCUGAAACACGUGUUGUUGAUAGGCAAUGGACCCGGCAAGCAUCCCAAUACACAAUUUCUAAGAAACUGGCUGCGCCUAACAUUACUUCUGGUUCGGCUACUUUCAAGGAAGCUGGAGAUAACUAUGAAGUGAUGAAUUGUACUUGCAGGCGCGACGCAGAUAAGGAGGAAAUUGAGAAAACCGUUAAAGAGAAGAGAAAAGGUGGCGCGGUAUCAUUAAACACCAAGUAUAGCCGUGAGUGCUCAUCUGAUUCCGAUGGCACGCUGGUUGCUGCCACACGUUUAGCACUCGUGCAUGCCGAAAAAAUCGUGUUUAUUGCAAAUAAAGCGCCUGGAAGUUCUCUGUCGACCUACGCCUCGAGCUUUGAAAGUCGAGCGGUUAACGAGGUUUGGAAAAGGCCUGAAAGUCACGAGAUAAGAGAAAUUGUUCUUAAGGAGCCCCAUACUGGUGAACAUACAAAAGUGCGAGUUAGUGAAACAAGUGAUGUCGUCGAAAACAUCAUACUUCAGUUACACAAAAAGAACAGCAAAGAAGACACAGCUUCUACUAAAUUCACUGCAUUCACAGUUGCACCGAGCACUUUGUCAUGCAAAGCUUCAGGAGAAUCACUCGCCAUCGUCGAAUCAGCGCUUCAGAGCAUAGAAACAUUCGACUUCGAUGCUCUGAUCGUUAUCGCUGUUCGAAACACUGUCGAAAAUCCUAUUCUCAUUUGCGAAUGCUCCAAGGAAGCGUCAACUUCUGGCAUUUUCGGCCUCAAUCGAGUAGGUGAUGCUCAAUCAGUUAAAGAGAUGAAGGAGGCGGCUAAUAGUACUCCAGGCGUAAUGAAAGAAAUGCGCGAAUCUCAGCUUGUUUCUGAAAGUACUAAUUUAUCUUAUGAACGCGAUGAGAGUACAAUGUCCAUUUCAGAGACAUUCCUUAUUCCUAGAGAGGGCGGCAAAUUCCUACUUUCUACUGCUCAUGCUGGUCAAGAAACGGUACUAGUUAACGCCGAAUGGAUAAAGAAACGAAUAGAUCUUUUGGAUGUCACAUUCUGUAAGCUUCUUCGCAAUGAGAGAGAACCUGUGGAGGUGUUCGCUUGCGCUACUAAAGAUUCCGCUAUUGCUGUCACUUGUCAAUUGCAAAAAAGUUCCCAAUUUGAAGGAUCCUCAACGAAGAGGGAUACGCAAAGGCUAGGUGAACCAGUCACCAUGUCCACCUACGAAUCUACUUUUGUGGAGGAACUUGUAAACAUCUAUCUUCGCCAUGAAAUAAAUCAUCAUGAAGUAGAAAACGUCAGGAGAGUGGCUGCUUACGGUGGUGCUGUGGAAGUGAAUACUGGCUGCUCUGAAGAGAAUCAUAUUGCUAUCACUUCUCAGUUCACAAGGUUAGACGAUAAAGGUGUCUCUGAAAUUAAGAAGGUGGUUAAGAGAGAAGAAACUGUUGACAUGUCACUGAAGGCAGCGUUAGAAGAGAUUGUUGGUUGUGCGUUUGUAUUCGAUUGUGGCCGUUCUUCAGAAGAAUCGUCUUUGGUUACAAAAACUGCAUCAAAUACUGCAGAACCGAUUUUGCACAACUUUAAAGAAGCUGGUGAAAAUGUUAUCGCUGCAAUUUAUGCACUUCACAAGGAGUCAAGUAGUGCGUUCGAAGAAUCAAUCUUGAAGGAACAGAGAUAUGGAGGCGGAGCAGCACUUAAUUGUCAAGCAGCCAAAGAUGUUUCGCUUACGGCUAAUAAAGACGUGCUGUGUAGGAGAGUUGCUGCAGAAGACGUAACAGCUACCAGAUCCAUGGCGAGUAUUGGUGAACCUAUAGGACUCGUAUCCAAAUGUAGUGAAGAAACCAUAUUCCAUCUGAACUACAGCUAUCAGAAACAACCGACAGAUAUUCUGACGACAUUUGUAGGUUCAGAGUUGUGCAAGGAUUCAGGUUUGCAUGUCGACAUGCAGGCCUCGCGCGAUGAAUCGGUUAAUACAGAACAAUUGUCAAUGAGUGCGCGUAUGGUGGAGGUGGAAGUAGAGGGCGUCGUAAAGCGUCCUUCGCGCGAGACUUCAUCCGUUUUACUACAUACAGAGUCGGUAUCAGAAUCGAUGAUACACGUCGAACAGGUUCUGGAAAAGGUGCACCUGCGCGUCGACGAGACGGUUGUGGACGAGUCAGAAGAACGCAGGAAAGAAGAAAAGCGGGUCAGCUUUGCUUCGGAGGUUACUGAAAAAACGAUGGAGAUGAUCGAUCAUAGUCUCGACCUGAAUAUGUCAAUGACCAUAGAGCCAGCGUUUCAAAAGCCGUCAAUUAUUAAGAAACCGAUGAAGAAGGAACGUGAACAUCGUCAUCGUGAACUGAAGCGUAACGAAGCCGCUCCUAUGCGACGAAACAGUCUUCUACAAGCACUGGCUAUGGGCAGUCCGCACAAUAUUCCACAUUUCAAAACUCUUCAGGAUAUCAUUCGCGCAAUUAAGCAUGCAGGCCUCGAAUAUUCCAACCUUAUCUUCGGCAUUGACUACACAAAGUCCAACUGUUAUCAAGGAGAGCGAACGUUUGACGGUCGUACACUGCAUUACUUAGAUCCGAGUGGCGAGUUGAAUCCGUACCAACAGGUGAUUGAAAUUGUCGGCAAGACACUUUCGUCAUUCGAUGCUGACGGGAUGAUACCCGCUUAUGGAUUUGGUGAUGAGGAGUUCACUGACAAAGGAAUAUUCAACAUUGCUGAUCGUUACAACCUAGACAAAGACUGUAACGGUUUUGAAGAGGUGUUGAGAAUCUACAACGAAGUCACACCAAAAGUGAUGAUGAGCGGACCAACAAACUUCGUUCCAUUGAUAGAAAGAGCGGUGGAUAUUUGUAAGGAGAAGCACUCUUACCACAUCUUGGUGAUCGUCGCUGAUGGCCAAGUGACGAACGAGAAAAUAAAUCAGAAGGCUAUCGCGGCCGCUUCACACUAUCCACUCAGUAUUAUUAUGGUGGGCGUUGGUGACGGACCAUGGAAUAUGAUGGGACGCUUCGACGAAAACAUUCCGAAACGAUUAUUCGACAAUUUUCACUUUGUUGAUUUCCAUAAGGUAAUGUUCAACGCACCAAAUCCAGAAGCAUCAUUCGCAUUAAACGCUCUCAUGGAAAUUCCGGAUCAAUACAAAGCAAUCAAGGAGCUCGGGCUGUUAAAGCACAGUCGAAGAGGAUAA